GCUGAGCUAGCGGCACAGCUGGCGCUGACACGCACAGACCUGUCCGGUGCCUCACUAGAUGCGGACCGUCAGAGGGAGGAGGCACUGGCCACUCGGGGCGCUCGCUGACCACCUACAGGAGAAACUUGGCAAUGCUGAGGCUAAGAUCACAGCGGUAACGCAAGAGAACGAAGAGCUCGUCCAGAUGGUGAACCUGGCACGGGAGACGCAAUGUGAGCUGGCGACCGAGUUAGCGGAGGUGAAGGAGAAGUAUGCAGAAGUGAUGAAUCUUCUGCAGGAAGCGCAGGAGACGCUGCGUAAACAACGCAAGAAGAGCCAACCUCAAGCACGCGGUGGUCUGCUGUUCCCCUCACUGCACACAUCAGUUCCGACGCAUGCUCACAACCCUGACUCCCUUGCGUCGGAGCUGGAGUGUUCACUGUUCUCUGAACUCAGCCUCGACUCGGGCAUCGGAGCUUCAUCAACCACCCUGCCCAACUACAAGAAGGUAUUUGAGACGGUGAGAUGUGCCAGUCGUGCCGGCUCUCAGGGCGAGCAACAGCUCGGCAGGCAGCAGUCCGGGUCCGGGGGGUCUCGGUACCCCACCCUCGGCCCCACGGCGCCUCUGUCGACCUCAUCCAUCCAGCGGCCUCGGAUGUCUUCAAG
This is a messenger RNA of Homalodisca vitripennis (glassy-winged sharpshooter), 645 nucleotides long. Its product is annotated as trafficking kinesin-binding protein milt-like. The transcript has 3 exons. NCBI's taxonomy places the organism in Eukaryota, Metazoa, Arthropoda, Insecta, Hemiptera, Cicadellidae. The record is from RefSeq and is a predicted model, not a curated record. The annotation marks the transcript as partial.